Molecule: messenger RNA, 1338 nt
Organism: Aethina tumida (small hive beetle)
Lineage: Eukaryota; Metazoa; Arthropoda; Insecta; Coleoptera; Nitidulidae
Product: UNC93-like protein MFSD11
Exons: 7
Coding region: 74-1282 (402 amino acids)
Source: RefSeq, a predicted model, not a curated record
CAAAGGUUUAUUGAAUAUAGGCCUCUUAGGACUGGUCUUUCUACUCCUUUUCACAGCAUUUCAGCCCAUUUGCAUGUUGGAAAAAGUCAUCCUGGAAAGUGUCGAAGAAGAGAACCCCGACUUCGAUGUAGACGGCUACAUAUGCCUUUGCAUUUUGUUCUCCUCGUUCUCCAUCUCCAAUUGGAUAACGCCAUCAAUAAUAAGUCUGAUCGGUCCAAGACUUUGCAUCGCAUUUGGAUCCAUGACGUUCGCACUAUACAUUGCCUCAUUUUUUUAUCCGAUCGAAUGGGUCCUUUAUCUGAUGAGUUUUUUAAUGGGGGUCGGAGCUGCCUGUCUGUGGACAGGUCAGGGGAACUACCUCACAUUAAUAUCAACCUUCGCCACGAUACAAAGGAACAUGAGUAUAUUCUGGGUGAUGUAUUCCUCAAGCCUUUUAAUAGGCAGCAUGAUCGUAUAUUUCGAGUUCAGAUCGAAGGAAGUGGUGGACAGCACAACCAGAUUUUGGUUGGUGGCUAUUUUUUCAACCGUUGCAGUCAUCGGAUGUUCCACCACUCUGCUGCUCAGGAAGCCGCCACCGAAAUCCGAAGACGACGCCCUGCCACCGGAAGUCAAAGUGGGACCGCUGGAAGCACUCAUUAAAGCGUUGAAACUGUUCAUCACCAGAGACAUGUUGCUGUUAAACGUGGCCUUCUUCUAUUCAGGUUUAGCAUUCAGUUUCUGUACCGGCGUGUAUGAGUCUUGUCUGGGAUUCACCAAGGUGUUUCCCGAUAGAAAGGAACUGGUCGGUUUAAGCGGGAUUUUCAUUGGAGCCGGAAACAUUUUUGGAGGUGUAAUUUUCGGUCUGUUGAAAACCAACCUUAAAACACUGCACAUCGUUCUGACGAUGGGAAUGUCGAGCAGCAUCUUGGGAUAUUUAAUAAUAGUUUUGAUGCUGCCUAAAACGUCACCGUUUGGUGAAACCACCGAGUCACCCAUCGUGACGAUGCAUCCACAACUGACGAAUUUACCGUCGUUUUUGUUUGGCUUAGGACACGCCUGUUACAACGUGCUUUUGAGCUCGACGCUCAUUUUGUCCUACGCUAACAACAGUCCCCCGGCCUUUGCAAUUUUCCAAUUCGUACAGUCCGUAGGUAUUGCUGCUAGCUUUGGUUAUUCUUCGCAGCUUAAUCUGUACUUUCAAAUAGGACUGUUGAUAUUUUUUGUUACACUGGGAUCCGCACUGAUAUUUUAUUUAUUAAUGGUGUCGACGAAAUUACAGCUGCAACAAGGUGAGCCUACCUAAUAACAAAAUGUAAUAAUAAUUCACGAUUUACAAUAAAGUACUUUACUACUUUCUUU